CGGGAACUAAAGGGAUUCGGGGCACAUGCGGAGGCAUGGGAGGCUUCCUCUGCAUUGUGCAGCACCAAAAAAAAAGUUCCGGGAUGAGGUUAGAGCUCACGGAUAUAAAAAGGUGGGGCGGGUCGUCCCUCUGUCCACCGUCUCUCCACCUCUUUCUUCACUCCGAUUCUCCCGAACCACCAUUAUCGCAAGAUGUUGUACAAGUACCUCAUCGUCCUCGUCGCCACCUUCUUGGUUGCCUUCCCCAGCUUCGCCCACGGAGCGUCCGGCUACUUGGGCUCCUGCAGGAAUGUGAGACUCAACUCGCAGUACCGUGAAACCCUCGACGCGGAAUGCAAGAACAACGGCGGCAGCUACCGUGCCGCAUCCAUCUACCUUCCCAGCUGCUUGGGAAACACCAACGGCGUGUUGGUCAGCCCUGGAUCUGGAUACCAGAACUCAUGCAGAGACUGCGCAUACCAACCGGGAGGGGUGUUCUACUGCCAAUGCAAGAACAGAGCCGGCACCUGGAAGACCAGUCGUGUUAACACAAAUGGAUUUAUUGGCAACUUCAAUGGCUUGUUGAGGUGCUGAAUGAACGGAUUAGAGGUAGAAGUCGAUGGAAUACGUUCACAAUGAUCUAGCAGGUGGCUUUUAUAGUCGGCGUAGUUGGGGGUGAGCAUUUUGUAGAUGGAAAAGAGUAUCAGACAGGGGUGAGCAUUUUGUAGAUGGAAAAGAGUAUCAGACAAUCCCUUUCGCCAAGCUCAGAUGCUAGAUAUACAUCAUCAAACGGCGUGAGCGGUGUGCGAGACUG
Molecule: messenger RNA, 793 nt
Organism: Fimicolochytrium jonesii
Lineage: Eukaryota; Fungi; Chytridiomycota; Chytridiomycetes; Spizellomycetales; Powellomycetaceae
Product: Cyanovirin-N
Exons: 2
Coding region: 193-573 (126 amino acids)
Source: RefSeq, a predicted model, not a curated record